UGUGUCGGGCAACUGCCGCCGUGAUUUGGGGGCCCGGGAAGAGCCGGCGUGGGGGAACGCGCCCCGGGCCGGCCUCGGCAGCGGCGAGGCGGGAGAACGGCGGGGGCUGCGCCCGCACCCCGCGGAAGAUGCGCCAGUGCCCGCGCCCCGCCUGAGGGAGCGGCGCUGCCGCGGCCCGCGGAGUCACCAUGCAGCAGAUCCCGCUGUGCGCCGGCUGCAACCAGCACAUCGUGGACAGGUUCAUCCUCAAGGUCCUGGACCGGCACUGGCACAGCAAGUGCCUGAAAUGCUCCGACUGCCAGACGCAGCUGGCCGAGAAGUGCUUCAGCCGCGGGGACGGCGUCUACUGCAAGGAGGACUUCUUCAAGCGCUUCGGGACGAAGUGUGCCGCCUGCCAGCAAGGCAUCCCCCCGACCCAGGUGGUGCGCCGGGCCCAGGACUUCGUUUACCACCUGCACUGCUUCGCCUGCAUCGUCUGCAAACGGCAGCUGGCCACCGGCGACGAGUUCUACCUGAUGGAGGACAGCAGGCUGGUCUGCAAGGCAGACUACGAGACGGCCAAGCAGAGAGAGGCUGAGUCCACGGCCAAGCGGCCCCGCACCACCAUCACAGCCAAGCAGCUGGAGACCCUCAAAAACGCUUAUAACAACUCGCCCAAACCGGCGCGGCACGUCCGGGAGCAGCUUUCGUCGGAGACGGGGCUGGACAUGCGGGUGGUGCAGGUCUGGUUCCAAAACCGCAGGGCCAAGGAGAAAAGGCUGAAGAAAGAUGCUGGGAGGCAGCGGUGGGGUCAGUACUUCAGGAACAUGAAGCGAUCCCGGGGGACCUCCAAGUCUGACAAGGACAGCAUCCAGGAGGAGGGACCUGACAGCGACGCCGAGGUCUCCUUCACAGAUGAGCCCUCUAUGUCCGAAAUGAGCCAUUCCAAUGGGAUUUACAGCAAUCUCAAUGAAGCGUCCCCUGCUCUGGGGAGACCGGCUGGCACCAACGGGAGCUUUGCUCUGGAUCCCAGCGGCAUCCCAGCUCAGGACCAGUACCACGACCUGCGCUCCAGCAGCCCUUACGGGAUACCCCAGUCACCAGCUUCCUUGCAAGCACUGCCAGGCCACCAGCCUUUAAUCUCCAGCUUGGUUUACCCCGACAACGGUUUGGGCAUCAUGGGACAAAGCGGACAAGGGGUCCCCCAGUCCAUGAGGGUCCUGGCCGGGAACGGACCCAGCUCCGACCUCUCCACCGGCAGCAGCGGGGGAUACCCGGAUUUCCCUGCCAGCCCAGCCUCUUGGCUGGAUGAAGUCGACCACGCUCAAUUUUGAUACAGGGUCCACCGCCGCGCAGUGGGAAGGGAAAGGACUCGGUGCUGUUAAACGUCACCUGCUCUUGGAAACGAAGGAGGGACAAGUGGUGACUGCGGAGCGGGGCAGGAAGGCGUGACGCCGCGGAGAGAGCGGGCGUGCUGUCGGAGGGCGAGCCAGCGGCGGGCGAGCGGAGGGCGGCGGGCAGAGGCCGUCGCACCGCAGCGGUUUAGCAGACGGAGCGUCCAAACGAGCCUGGUUAUUGUGUCUUUACUAAACACCGAGACUUGUGCUUUACAGAUUUGAUAUAAGGUAUUUUGCUUUCUGUUGUCAGUGCAUUCUCCAAAGCAAGGACUUGCUUCAUCACCCAUCCACACCGAAACCUUUUUAAGAGAAAAUAAAGUCCUCAUCCACGGUAAAAGGUGUGACAAUGUCUAUAUUUCUAUAGGAGAAAUGUUAAUAGUGAAUCAUUUCAGAAAUUCAUAGUAGAAAACAACUCUGUUCUUCCAGCAUAUUUUUUAAAAAGCGCAUCGAUGCGGUAUGUUUUGCUUUAUUUUGAAUUUACGUUAACUUUUCUAAAAUGAAAUGCUCUUUAACAUGCCAAUCAUUUACCAACAACCCUUUUCCUUUGUAAAAUGAAAAUCAGAUGUUAAUUCUUCUUCUCAUCUUUUAAAUUUGUAGAUUGCUAGUUUUAUUCUUCCAUAUAAGCAUUAAACCGUGGAUAGAUGUAUUUAUUACCAAAUAACUACACUUUUAUCACGAGGUCAAGAGGUGAUUUUUUUCUUGACCCAGGAACACUAGCAGCUCUGGGUUGUGAAUCUUAUGCUUUUCUUUCAAAUGCGUUUGCAACAGUUUUACUGCAAAGUGUCUCAAAAAUCACCCUGAUGUCUUGUUGCCAAAUACCUUCCCGGGGGGGUCUCUCAGCUGGGGGGUUCGGCUGGUUUUGUUCCAGCCGUUCUGCGGGCACUGCUGGGAGCGUGCCGGAGCGAGCACACGCUUUCCUGGUGACACAUUUGUGUAUUUCUGCAGAUAUAGUGCGAGCUGAUUGUGAGGAAAGGCAAGACAAUAUGUAUAUCGUUCUCUGUAAAAAAAUUAUUGAAUUAACUGUAGAUUAUGUGAAUGUCCAGUGUCUUUUAUUUAUAUUCUCGCUUUCUCUCUGAUGAUCAAAUACUUCAAGAUUACAAAU
This is a messenger RNA of Tyto alba (common barn owl), 2478 nucleotides long. RefSeq names its product LIM homeobox 3 (gene LHX3). Bases 189 to 1313 code for a protein of 374 amino acids. NCBI's taxonomy places the organism in Eukaryota, Metazoa, Chordata, Aves, Strigiformes, Tytonidae. Gene Ontology annotation, cellular component: nucleus. Gene Ontology annotation, biological process: regulation of transcription by RNA polymerase II; neuron differentiation. The transcript has 6 exons. Gene Ontology annotation, molecular function: RNA polymerase II transcription regulatory region sequence-specific DNA binding; DNA-binding transcription factor activity, RNA polymerase II-specific. The record is from RefSeq and is a predicted model, not a curated record.